AUGGCUUCCGCACCCCCAGCGGCGGACUCCCCCUCGGCGGCCACGACCUCGAGCACCGACUCCAAGCUAGAGGUGUGGAAGGACAUGCUGUACGAAAAAUUCCAAAAGGCCGGCGACGAGAACGACCUCUUCACCCAAUACGACCUCCUCGACUUUGACGUGAUUCCGAACCGCGACACCGUCACCCUCUUGAAAUGCCUCCAGAGCCUCACAAACGACCGCCUCCUCAUCGCCGUCUCCUCCCAGACCGGCCUCGCCUGGCGAUGGCGCUCCGUCGAAGAUGCGGAAAAGUACAAACUCUGCACAACAGAUGAACAGCGUAUGGUCUACGGCGCAAUAGACGAAGCAGGCGGCGACGGAAUCUGGUCCAAAUCAAUCCAGAACCGCCUCAAUAUGCACGACUCGGUCCUCAAAACAGCCCUCAAACAGCUCCAGGGAAAGGGCCUCAUCGCCCCCUUCAAGAACGUGGAACAUCCCAACAAGCGCAUGUUCAUCAAGGCCUCCAUGCGGCCCUCGGAACGCGCCACCGGCGGACCCUGGUUCACCGACUCUUCGUUCGACGAGGCCUUCAUAGAGGAAGUCCAGCGCGUCAUCUUUGACUAUGUCAAGCGUAAGAGCACCUACCACAGCACCGGCUCCUCCUCCACGUCCGCCACAGCCCGCACCGCUGUGCCCAAGAAGGGCGUCCUCAAGGGUGGCCCGCCGGACACCAAGGGCAAGAAGCGCAGCGCGGGGGAAAUGUCAGGCACAAACGACGCAGAGAAUAAGUCUUCUCCCGCAGUCCAACCCCCCAAGCGAGAACCAACCUGCCUGCCCCUCCCCGCCGGCUUCAAAGAAUACCCCACCACGCGCGAGAUCGCGCGCUUCGUCUCUCAGUCCGGUAUCACCAGCGACACGAUCCUCGGCGAAGAAGACAUGCAGAAGCUCAUUGACGUGCUCAUAUUUGACGGCCUCAUCGAGCCCAUCCGCGUCUCGGGCCGGCUGGGCUACAGAGUCUGCCGCGCCCCGCGGCAGAGCAAGACGCCGUGGGCGGGCCGCCAGGACGAUGAGGGCGCGCCGGAGCCGUUUGUCAAUGGGUACACGGAGGCUCCUUGCGGCCGGUGUCCCGUGUUUGAGCUUUGUGAGGAGGGCGGUCCCGUCAGCGCGAGCAAUUGCGUCUAUUUUCAGCGGUGGUUAGGCUUGGAAUGA
Messenger RNA from Colletotrichum godetiae, 1188 nucleotides. Its product is annotated as RNA polymerase Rpc34 subunit. Gene Ontology annotation, cellular component: RNA polymerase III complex. Lineage: Eukaryota; Fungi; Ascomycota; Sordariomycetes; Glomerellales; Glomerellaceae. Gene Ontology annotation, biological process: transcription by RNA polymerase III. The record is from RefSeq and is a predicted model, not a curated record. The transcript is spliced from 2 exons. The coding region runs from base 1 to 1188 and encodes 395 amino acids.